CGAAAUCAUUUGCUAUAAAUGCUAAAGGCAUACAGAAAACCUAAGCUUUGAAUUUAGAUUUUUUAAAUAAACAAAUACUGUUAGCAAAAUGUUUUUUAAGAUUCUUGCUUUGUUGCUGUUAAUGCAAGGUAUCGAACCAUUUGGUUAUUUAUCAGCUGGCCCUGAUACCGAAUUUUUUAGUUCAAAAACCAAUUUGAGUCGGCCAAUCUCUAGAAGAGAAAUUUCAAACCCAAAGGGUAUUGAACCAUUUGGUUAUUUAUCACCUGGCUCUGAUACCGAUUUAUUUAGUUCAAAAACCAAUUCGAGCCUACCAAUCUCAAGAAGAGAAAUUUUAAACCCAAAGGGUAUUAAGCCACUGAGUGUUUUAUCAACCGGUAUUAAAACCGAUUUGUUCAGUUUGGAAACAAAGCUAAGCAAGUUAAUAUUCAAAAGAGAAAUUCUAAACUCAAAGAUUAAUAAACGAGAUGCAAAUAGCUAUCGACUGGGUAAAGAAUUUGAAAACUACAAAACGAAAUUCCAGCAUUCCCGAACAAGUAAGAAAAUGGAUUAUAAGUAAAUGAGACAUUGAAAUAUUAGAAGUUGAUUUUGCACAAUAACACGAUCGAUUGCAAAGACUCGAUUGAUCUUAAAAAGUAAAAAAGAAGAGUUUUUUUCUUUCGUUGUUUAUCAAACAAUAUUUGUAUAACUUAGAACUUGAAAUCUUUUUCUUAAACAUAUCUUGGCUUUACAAUUUUUAAUAACUAAAUCUUUACAUUUGAAGAACGCAAUUGUUUUUUUUAUUAGUUUUUUUGUA
Hydra vulgaris (swiftwater hydra) is the source of this 793-nucleotide messenger RNA. RefSeq lists its product as uncharacterized. NCBI's taxonomy places the organism in Eukaryota, Metazoa, Cnidaria, Hydrozoa, Anthoathecata, Hydridae. The record is from RefSeq and is a predicted model, not a curated record.